Messenger RNA from Drosophila mojavensis, 11253 nucleotides. RefSeq lists its product as uncharacterized. Gene Ontology annotation, molecular function: protein binding; guanyl-nucleotide exchange factor activity. The transcript is spliced from 15 exons. Bases 133 to 10965 code for a protein of 3610 amino acids. Gene Ontology annotation, cellular component: cytoplasm. The record is from RefSeq and is a predicted model, not a curated record. Lineage: Eukaryota; Metazoa; Arthropoda; Insecta; Diptera; Drosophilidae.
AUGGAACGUACGCUGCGUUCGUAGCCUUUCGGUUCGCAACUCGAAGAUGAAUGCCAUUAGGCGCUGCUGAGUGUACAUGUUACAUAGUAAACGAGUUGUCCAUAGAAGCAAUUUAUAAAUUCAUUAACAACAAUGGCAACGGAAGCCUUUCUGGACAUGGUGAACGAUCGGGCCAAGUUAACGAAACGCCCAAUUAGACCAAAGAUACUCAAGCUAACGGAUGUAACCACGCCGCAUCGCAGUCGCAAGAAAAUCAAAAUCAAGUCAAAGGAUCGCUCGGCGGCUGUGCGUGAUCGCAUCUACGAUGAUCCGGCCUACACCGAGGACAUCAGCCACUUGGCCAAUCCGCUGCGCCGCAGCAGCAUUUCGGGCAAGUCCUCGGGCGACUACAAACUCUGCGCGGAGGCUGCAGCGCAGCAGGUGGCCAGCAGCAGCUCGCUGGGCAAACGCAGCCAGUUGACCAAGGACUUUCUAAAGUAUGCGAUGAAUGCGCCGCUCAAGGCCGGCAACAGCAGCAGCGGCAACGUCGGCUUGGAGUACGAGUUCGACUCGAGCAGCUCGGACAACGAGCAGGCAGCGAGCAGGGCCUUCAAGGAGGGCAGCCUGCCGCGCCGUGUGCUCAGCCUGGAGCGCAGCCUGGCCGAUAAGAACGAUAAGAAGGCCGCCAGCCAAAAGCGCGUCUCGAAGCAGAAGCGGAACCUCAGCCUGGACAACAGUCGGAAGGGCGCGCAGCUGCAUCUGCAGCAGCUCACGGCGAAGGCGAACGAGACGCGAGCGCGCAAGGAGCAGCAGCACAGCCGCAAGCAAUAUCUGGAGGCAGAAGCGAAACUGGGACGCGGCGCGAGCGACCAGGAUGAGAUCUAUUCGGUGCGCAGCUCCGCGCAGAACUCCGAAGCGACGGUCAAGGUGCCCAUUGGGCGUCGUCUGCUGCGCGGCGAAAUUGGCAUCAAAAGCUUUAAUUACUAUCUGCUCAAGGAGGGCCUCAAGAGCUCCAAGAAGCUGGACAAGCAGCGCAGUGCGCCCGAUGCGCCUAGUGGCAGCAGCAGCGGCAAGAGCAAGCUGCACACGCGCAGCGAGGAGAACAUUUACGAAGAGAUCUUCUUCAAGGAAACGCCAAAGCACAAAGGCAGCGCCGCUAAAGCAGCUCCAACUGUCCAAUCCGAUGAUGAAAUGCAGAGCCAGAGCCAGAGCCAGAGUCAGAGUCAAAGCCACAGCCUGAGCCAGAGCAAGAGUCAGAGUCAGCAUCUGCAUCAGCAUCAGCAGAGCUUGCCGGAUGCUGGCGUCUAUGCCGACUGCGAGCUGUGCAUGCAGCAGUGCAGCGAUGAGAAUUGCAAAUAUUGCCUGAUUCAGGCGGAGCCCUCGCAGCAGGAGGCGGCCAACGAGAAGCAGGCGUCGGCGGCGUCAGCUCGAGCACUGCCCGCUGCGCACAUACUGGAAUUUCAGUCGUACAAUCCAAAUAAUCCGGGCGUAUAUAAAAUCGAAACAACGCCGGUGGCCAUUACGGGUGAAUACAAUCCGAUAUUGCAGUUCCAGAAGUCCUCGACGACAACGGCCGCAGCAACAACAGCAACAAUAACCGAACAGCAGCAGCAGCAGCAGCAGCAACAUCACAAGCAACAACAACAACAACACCAACAACAUCAUCAUCAUCAGCAGCAACAGCAACAGCAACAACCAGCUUAUGGCUUCAAUCAAUAUCAGCCACAUCAAAAGUCUUAUCAGCCCAAUCUGUCCAGUCAUCCGUUAACAAAUCAUUAUGCCGUGGGAGGAGGUUUGCUGCUGGCGCAGGUGACACCGCGACGCGCCCACCUGCCGCCGCAGGGUUACAUUGUGGGCUAUCAGAAUGGUGGAGGAGGUGGCGGCGUCGGUGGCGGCGGUGGUAUGAGUGUGGGCGUGGCCAACUCUGUGCAUCGCAUCAAUACGAAAUCCUCCUCGUCCAGCGACUCACUGCCCUACCACAAAUACAACACAAUGGCGCGUCUGGAGGCGAAUGUGUUUGCCGCGCCGGCCACAGGUGACAUUUACUAUGCCAUCGAGGGCGUGGCCGGGCAGCCGCUGCAUCCGCUGAUGUAUGCUGCCAGCCGGCCCAUUGGCGGCUCACAGAUUCUGGUGGAUCAGUUCGAGUCGCAGAUGUACAAGAGCGACUCGAAGGCCUCCAUACUGAGCGAGUUCUCGCUGCGCAGCAGCGACAAUUCCCAGCGCUACACGCGCUAUCCCCACAGAUCGGGCCUGUUCUCCUCGUCCAACUCGGGUGCGCAUCAGCGUCGUCUCUUUGGCAGCACGGAGAACUGUCGCGUGGCCUACGACUGUCGGCGUUGCAGCUUCGAUGGCGUCAUGAGCGCUGGGCUGGAGUCGGCGAGUCGAGCUCCGGCGGAGCGCUGCAGCAACUCGGAUAACAGUCGCUACGAGUGCCGCAACUGCGACUGCUCCUCGAGCUACUUCAGCUCGGACUUCGAUGACAUCUAUGGCUCGAUGGCGCGCGGGGGCAGCAGCGGCAUUCCGCGGAAAACUGCAGCCGGCACCUUGCCAUCGAGUGGACCAGCUGAGCCCAGCGGCUACAAGCAGACGGCAUCCGUGCCGGAGCAGCCGCAGCAAUUGGAUCUCAAGCAGAACAAAUAUGCCAUGGACUUCUUCAAGCAUGUGAACGAUGUGAAGCGCAGCAUCUAUCAGUCGGAGAUGCAGCGCAACAAUAGCUUGGAGUCCACACGUCGUGGACACAGAAACAGCAGCAGCAACAACAACAACAACAGCAGCAGCAACAGCAACAACAACAAUAACAACAAUUCCAGACUGAGUCCCACGCACACAGCACACUCCGAGCCGCUGGAGGCGGGGCCAAUCAUAACAACAUUACCAUUAAGCAAGGGGCGUGGCAGCAGCGCUCCUAAGCCAACGCCGGCGCCCAGGACCAGCUUACAGAAUCAGUCGAAGAAGCAGCCAGUGGAGAAGGCGCCACACACGCCCAGCACUCGCAAGCCACAGCCCACGGAGAGGCGGGAGUAUCCGUCGCUGGAUCGACUCGUUGCCUCCUCCACGGGCGCCGUGCCCAAGUGGCAAGGCCUGGGCAUCUCCGAGGAGGAGCCCAAGAGCAGCAAGCAGCGGGCAAAGCACAAGGAAACGGAGCCACGAGAGCGACGAGAUCGCAGUGCUCCGGCAGCCGCCAGUGAGGCAACCAUUGGAACGUCGGGCUCGUCGGGCAAAAAGCAUCAUCGCACCAAUAGCGGCAAAUCGCACUCGAGUGGCAGCAAUCCGCCGCCUAGCUCCCGACGCAAGGACAUACCCGCUCCGCCGCCACCCUCUCCGGCCACCUACUCGGAUCUGCAGGAGCUGAAGGCCAACAUGGAAGGACUCCGUGACGACACCAAGUCCAGGUCCUUGGAGAGCGAAGCUAGCGAAACUCCAACACUCGUGGAUCAUACCUCUGCCAAGAGUAGUCUGGGCACGGUCAAGGAAACCGAGGCAGCUGUGGCAACGGAGUCGCCAACGGCAGCUGAGGAAGGAGUCAAGCGCAGUGGGACAGUGGAUGCAGCUAAAGCUGCACCCGAAGUGGACGACGAUGAUGUCUUUUACGAUGCACGCAGCGAAAAUUCGAGUUUAUUGCCACAGCCAGAGAUGACUGUAGGCGUGGCAGAGCCCGAAAAUACACAGGAUCUGCAAAAUAAGGAUAUGUGUGGUAUGCAGCCAGAGGUUGAUAAAUCUGAGAUGCUGACACCAGCAAUUGGCCUGACCCCGAAGGUGGAUAAGAAUAAACAACAACAAGAAGAAGAGAACGAACAAAAAGCACAAAAGCCCAAGGCCAACGAGGAAAACGCAUUAGCUAGCACAACAAUGGAUACAAGCACAGCAUCGACUGUAUCGAGUCAGGAGCCGCCGACAUACGAUGACCAUGUUGCCAACGCAGCAGCCGAGGCUGGCAGCAAAAAUGAUGCCGCAACAUGUUGCCAGAGCGAGCCAGCAGCACCAACGGCAGCGAGUGGGCAGCAUGGCGAAGCAACAGUCAAAACAAACAUCGAAGCAGCGAGCAAAACAAAACACAAUAAUAAUGCGAGCAUAACUGAGCUAACGACCAGAAAUGUUGACGCAACCAAUGCGGAGGGGCAAGCGAGCAGCGCGCUGGCAACAAAUGUUGCCAACGCCAGCGAUUCAACAAUCAUUGGCGCAAUAUCGGAGCUCAGUUGCAAGUCGGCACAGACGGAUAGCGCUACGCUUGCGAACAGAGAUCCUAGAGUGCCUACAGAAAGUGUAUUCACUUGCCAGGACCUCACGUGCCUCGACUCCAGCGAGGCAUUCUCGGACGAUAGUCACUUGACGCGUGACUCUGUGACGCAUGAGUCGCAGAACGACGAACUGUCCUCAUCGACGCACGACAAGCUUGAUCUGAGCACCUUGCCCUUGCCCGCUUUGCCACCCAAGCGAAGACGCACUCGAUUACGCACCAGUCCCUCCAAGCAUCAUCAACAGCAGCAGCAGCAGCAGUCGCAGUCGCAGCAUCCUCAGCAUCAGCAGCAGCAGCGCUCGGAAAACCAGGAAUAUGGAGAUGCGGCCGAGAAGUCUCCGCACCGAAACAAAAAGCCACAAAGGGAUUCAGUUCAGGAUUCGAUAAAUGCUGAGCUGCCAAAGGUGCCGCAUGACAGCGCCAGCGUCAAAGAGAAGCAGCUCCAGCAAAAUCUCUCUGCAUUCCAGCAGUACGUCGCCAAGCGACGCGAGAGUCUUGAGGCAUCUACGCGAAACUUCAACGAGAAACUGGAGGCGCGUAGAAUGCUCUGCCACAUGGGUGGUAGUGGUGGGGCAGGCGGUGCGGCCACAGCAUCCACAGAUGCCGGCGUACCCACCUAUCUGUUCGGUGAGACCUUCUAUGGCAUACCCGAUGCCAUGCGAAAGUCCCAUUCCCGAGCCGGCCACAAGGAGGAGAUCUUCCUCAACAAAUCGGGCUGGGUGCAAGUGAGCAAGAAGCUCAACUCCAACAAUGAUACCAAGAGCCGACGCGUCAAUUACAGUCACUACAAUGGGGACUCUGGCAUCAUGGACAAGGGGCAUGGUCGCAGCUCCAUACGGGUCAUGCAAACUGAUCAUUCGCAUCGUCCGGAUCUGACCAGGUCAUUCGGCCAUCAGUCGUCCAGUCGCUGUGAGCGAGAGCCCAAGUUUGUUGGCUCCAAGGUGGAGGAGCUGAUUCAGCGAAAUGAAGCGCGAUUGGGUGGAAUCUCAUCGAGAGAUCCAGCGCUGCGUCCCGGCUAUCGAAUCAUGGAUCCCCAGCUGGCCAACUUGCUCAACGAGCGCCCCGGCUUUCUGCCCGUCAACAACGAUCUGGACUCACCGCCACCCGUCACGCCAAUUCUUUCGCCUCCGCCCGCAUUUCAGGACAACAGCAGCAACAGCAGCCGCGCCCUCCGCCAUCAGGAGCGGCGCAAAGUCAAUAUUCAGCAACAGCCGCGAGUGGUGCAGCCCCCGCACCAAAUGCAACAGCAGCUCCGGCAAGGCCCCGCCCCCGUCAAUGCCACUGGCAAUGGCAAGGGCAUGGUCUUCUCGCGCAGCUUCGAGUACGACACGCGUCGAUCGACUCCAACCAACACCUACGUGGAGACAUUUUCGCGCAGCUUCGACGACAACCUGGCGGAACGGCCCUUAGCCAUGCCAUCUUUGGCUGUGCAGCGUGAGCGUUCGCUCAACUUCAGCACGCUGACGGGCAACUCGCCAAACUACCUGACGAAACGCGAGGGCACCACCUCCAGCCGAACGCUGCGCAGCCGCGACAACUCGCCCAAGUAUCUGCAGCCGCAAACUACGGCCUAUCUGAACGCCUCGGUUAAGGAGGCUCCGCCGGCCUACAGCGUGGCCAGCACCAAUAUGGCCAAGUACUCGCCGCGCUCACGGCACGAUCGCACCUUCGAGCGCUCCAAGAGCCACAAUGUGAUUGGCAGGUCGCGGAAGUCGCAGUUCAAUGUAGGCAACAAUGGCCCAGGCGUCCAGCCGCCUGUCGCCUUGGGCAUGUCGCGCUUCCGCAGCCUCGACAUGACCGUCAAUAAUCGACUCAACUCAUGUGAUAGCGGCGCUCGUUCAGAUCUUUCCAAUGAUGAGCUAGACAACGAAGAUGGCAGUUCAACGGAAUUCCUCUCGGCAACUAACUAUCAAUUUCCGAAUCUCAGCACGAGCAACGUCAGCAUCUCGCCGUUUAAGAAUCAGCGCCAACGAUCCCUGACACCCGAUCGCAACGACUCGCACAGCUCGUCGAGCAGCUUGCGAAAGCAGCGUUCGCUGACGCCCGAAUCACGGUCGCUGACACCGGAGGAGAGGCGUCGGAAGGGAUCUCAGAUAUCGUUGAGUGCCUCACGACAGAACUCCAGCUCCCGCAGCAACACGUUAGAGCGUCGGCAGCGGCACGACGAGAAGACGCCACCGACCAUCUCACGCAGCUCCUCUAGCUCCAGUUACAGUGGCGGUGAAUCGCAUGAGCUACUGAAUGGCAGUCCCAGCGGCGCAGCGGCUGCUGCCGGCAAUGCUCCAAGCGCUGUCAAUUAUCGCCGCUCCGCGGGACGCACAAGCACGGCCAAGCAGGCGGAACAGGAACAUCUAAUACGUCGCUCCAGCAGAUCCCUUCAGCUGAGUGAACGCUCGCCAAAUCGUGGACAGAAAAAUAGUAUAAAAGGUGCGAUCCCCAUGCAGAAGCAGCAGCAGCAGCAGCAGCAACAGGCAGUGGCUCACUACCAGCAGGCGAACAGUGGCAUGUUUCCCAACUCCUUGCGUGCCACGGUGUCGGCCAACAAGCUAUUGCCCAGCUCGAAGAGCUCUGCGGGCGGCAGCUCAACGCGACAGCGCCAGAGCGUGGACGUGGACAAGGCGCGCUCCUUCGACUUUGACUACAACAACUACAACCGCAGCGGCAACAGCGGCAGUGCCACACGCUCCGCCCAUAACAGCGUGUGUGUGGGAGAUGGCGUUGGCAAUCAGAAUCUGCGCCUGGACUGCGACAAGAGUCGCUCCUUUGACGAGGACUACCGCGAGGCGCUGCACAACAACAAUGGCGGAAGUGGCUCGGGCAUUCACUUUCUGCAGCCGGGCACGGAGUCCACAUCGAAUGCUCGCCUGCGGCAAUCCACAUCGCCGGUCGGCGCCGCUGGUCACGAGCGGGGCACCACGCGUUCGCCGCAGUCGUCCGGCUCCUCAUCCAACAACCUCCAUCUCAGUGCGCAGCGCACGAACAGCCCGCAGGGCAACAGCUAUGGCACGCGCCUGUGCGAUCAUGAGCUGACCUACGAGAUGCUGCGCAAGUCGCCCAUUAUGAACUUCCGGCGUGGCGACAGCGACUACGAGAUUCCUGUGCAGUUGCGCAACCGCGAAACGAUCAAUUCGGGCGGCAACAGCGAGCUGAAUUUCAUGAGCAACGAAACGCAUAUUUAUGAACACCCAACGACGGUGCUGAAGCCACAGCGCUCCAGUUCGCGUGAUGAGAAUUUGUAUAGGCCGACGACAGGUGCAUUGCCACGCAGCAGCAGUCCGCGCACGGCUGCCAACAAGAAAUGCCGAAAGAGUCUAACAUCGGGCGACUAUUGGCCAAGAUGUGAGGCCUGCAGUGCCAGUGGCCCCAGCAGCUUGCCAAAUUUUGCACCUGUCAAAUUAGAGCCUGCAGCAGGUGAACAAAACUCAACGACUGUCGUCUCGAAAGACGCGCCACAGCCACAUGUUUCCAAAGUGGCUCUAAACGGAAACUUCCUUAAAUUCGACAUAAGUAAAACCACAACGAUUUCGCCUCGCGUCAAUGCAACUCCUGCUGCACCGCAAUGGACUUUCUUGUGCAGCGGUGGCGUCAAUCCAGAGUCAAGUCAGAGCAAAAGUCAGCGACAGCCAACGGCAGUUAUACGACCUCGUGUCAUUCCACUGACCGCCAGUUCACUUGUGGUCCUAGGAAAUCCAGAUUCGUCUAUGAAGAUACCGGAACAGGAAUCCAGGGAGAGUCCGAUGGAAACAUCCACAAGCAUGAAAAGUAACUUGGAAAAGGCUAACCAGAACCAGAACCAGAAGUCAGCAAAUCAGAAUUGCCAGGCAACGACAAUCCGCAAUAAAAACUCUGUAAAGCCCAUAAUACCGGAAGAUUACAAACGGCAACGUUCUCAUUCACUUCCAAGCAGAAUUGCGGCAUCAGAGAAAUUAGAAAAUGUUGCAACUGAUUUGAGAUUGCCUAGACAUGGAAAGGAGAAUGUUAGCAUAAUUGGUAUAAGAUGCAAUGGAUUUAACGAGUGCUUGUCACAACAGAUGCGCGCCAUCUCCAGCCCAACGUUAACCAGUUCAGCCGAUGCUCAGUCCAAGCAGCCUACGGAAGUGUCCCAAGUGACUGUGGAUACUGCAAGUGAAGUCCAUAAUGAUGGCGGCAACGGUUUGGGCGUCCUACAAAAAUUCAAGCGCACAUUUAACUAUUUGAACAACAAAAAUCAAUUGCAAAUCACGCCAAUGCCAACGACAACAACGGCAACAGUCAGUGCCAUGGACAGCAAGUUACCAUUAGAAACUGGAACAGCAACGGCGUCAGCUGCGAAAGUUCCCACAGCAAACGCUGCGGCUGUCGAUGCCAGCUCCGCUAAAUAUCGUUUUGGGCCGUUGAUUUGGCGCUCCUCAAAGGAGCGACGUAAAACGAAGUUUAAUCGCCGUGACAAGUGCAACUCGGGUGAUUCUGGCAUUCAAAUUGAGCUCGAACAGGAUGAGCACUAUAUGCGCACGCUGGCAAGUGGCCAGCGGCAAGGAGCAGCUGCUGUGCCAACCAACAUGCCAAAUACCAUAGAGCCAAAGUCGCGUUCCAUACGCCGCUGUCAUUCGGCCAAGGCGACGAGCAUACUGGAAAAGGAUGCUGUAAAGACACCAGCCUUGGAUCAACUAAAUCUGGACAGCAAUUGCAACCGAGAACGCGAAGCACCCGAAUCGUUGCCUACGCGUUCGCUAAGUCAGCCCAAUGGCUUGGAUACGUAUGGAAAGUGCCGCACCGACAAUGAGGAUAGCGAUAGUGACAGCAUCGCCUCCCAUGAGGAUUCAAACAACUAUUCUCCCGUCUAUGCGGAAGUGCUGUAUAAUUUCACGGCGGCUGGUCCGCAGGAGUUGGGUCUCGAGCGUGGCACUUUGAUAGAGAUAUUGCGCAAGGAGGUGGGACCCUGGUGGUUUGGCCGCAUUAAGAAGGAGGAUGCUAGUCUCGUCGAGGAAAUACUCGAUCCGGAACUGGGCUGGUUUCCAAAGGAUUUCGUGCGCGUCAUUCACAGCUGCGAGGCGGAUGCUUAUUUCAAUGCCGAUAAGACCAUGUUGGGGGAGGCAGCAGUUGCGGCAACCGCUGAAGAUUUUCAAGUUCCAGUGCCCGUUUGUGAAUUGAGCCCAGCCAAUGAGGAUCCCAAUGCCACAAUGAUUGCGGAUCAAAGUAAUAUUACCACUAUAGUCAUUGAAACGCCACCAACAUCCAUCCAACGGAUGCCAUCAAUUCACAUUAAUGUACUGCCGGAUAGUUACGAUGCAAUACGGAAUGGUGCUAUACGUGAACUUUUAGAAACCGAAGUCAAUUACGUAAAGCUGCUGGCUUCAAUUUGCGACGGGUAUCUGCCUGCCAUGAGCAAGCGCAUCGAUAUAUUUUCGCCGAACAGCAUUCGUCUCAUAUUCUCGAACAUCACAGCCAUUUACAAGUUUCAGCGAAAGUUCUUGGAAGCCUUGCGACUUGGCAUCGAACAAAAUCAAAUAUCGAAGGUCUUUCUUAAGAUGCACAAAGGAUUUCUCUGUUACUCCACCUACUGCAAUGCUUAUCCACGUGCACUUAUUGAACUCGAAUCCUAUGAACGUAUCAAAGAUGCACGCACUAUUUUGGAGAAUUGUCGGGAAUCCGAGCAUCUGGCCGAGCUACCCCUGUCGGCGCAUCUGCUGGCGCCAGUGCAACGCAUCUGUCGCUAUCCACUGCACCUCAAUGAAAUUAUUAAGACUGCCCUAAACAGCAACACUACCGAAGAAGUUGCUGGCCAAACAGAUAAUUUAGAUUACGAUCAAUUAGAUGUAUCACAGUGUGAUAUUCCCGAUACGCAUGCCACCCUUAAUGGGGCUUUAGAAAAGAUGCGGGGCAUUACGGAGGCUGUUAAUGAAGGUAAACGGCACAGCGAGACCAUUGCGCGGCAUCAGUCGAGUUUUCAGAACUUCAAGGGCCCACCGCUUCACUUACACAGCACACGAUUCUUCCUGCAAGUCGAUGCAACGCGCCAGAAGCAGAAUCUCUGGAAUAGCAGCUGCACACUCUUUUUGUUCGAUAACCAGCUGAUCUACUGCAAGCGAGAUAUUAUCAAGCGCAGCCAGUUCAUCUACAAGGGACGAAUCUUUUUGGAUCGCUGCCGCAUCGUGAACGUGCGGGACGGAAAAAUGUUUGGCCAUACGAUCAAGAACUCACUUAGAAUCUACUGCGAGUCACGAGACAAGUGGUACGACUUUAGUUUUCGCUCGGCCAACCGGAAGCACCGCUUUCUCAAUACGCUCGCCCUGGAGCGACAGUUUGGUGGCAAAGCACUGUAUGUGUCCGAAAUGACGGGCUUUGAGUUCAACUAUGAGGAACGGCCCGGCUAUUACUCAGAUCAAUCGGACUACGAGCUACCAGAGUGUGAGCACGCUCAGGGCACCGCAUCAGCCAGUGGCGACAGUUCCGUACCCGAAUCACCAGCUAAGUCACCGUAUCGCUCUUGCGACACGUUACCCAAAAAAUCACAGUCACGCGACGCCAUUGCCAGCACCAGCAACAGCUCGGGACAGCAGCUGUCGACAACGUCGACUGGAUCCCUGGGCCGUCGCCGGCUGGGCAACUGGUUUCGCAAACCAAAGAGUUCCAAUUGUACACCGAGUCAGUCACCAACCCACAAGCCAGGCUUCGACGCGGACUUAACGUUGACAGCCGCACGUGUUGCAGCUAUCGAGUUGGUUAAGGCCGCCGCCGAGCAAGAAGAGGCAGACAGUUCGUUUGCUUAGUUAUCCUAUUUAAUACAUAAUUAAUUAUAAUUUACAAUACAUGCAUAUGGAUAUAUGCAAAUACGUAGGCAUCACAGUGCAUUGCAUUAAAAUACAACUUAUAUGAACUGUUUGUAGUAACGAUAUUUUAAUAAUGCCACACAAAAGCGUAUAAUUAAGUUAUUUUAAAUUCGUUAAUGUUGUUUUCCUUUUAUUUUUUUUUUUUCUGUUUCUACAUUUUCAUAUUCUUGUCCCGAAUUCAUUUUCAAAAUCGUCCGACUGUUAUCUGUAAAUAAAAAGUUCUGUUUU